AUGAUCGCCGUACACAUCACAUGUCAGGUGUUUCAAGCGGCCACUAUAGGCAUUUUUUUGACAUUGAACACUAUUGUACCAGUUAAAUCAUCAAAGCCGGAUGCCAACUAUAAACUUGAAAAGACAUUCGAAAGCAUCCGUUCAUCUAUUGAUUCAAAAGUUGCUGAAAAUGGUCAUUUUAAAUCAUUUUUACCUCCAGAUGAAAUGAGAAAAUCGAAUACCGAUUUUUCUCAAUUACAGGAAGACGUUGAUAAACAGAUGUCUGGUAUAGAUUUUAAUUUCGAUCAGAACGAUUAUGACAAAUUCCAUUUGCCUCAACAACGACCUGCAAAACCUAAAUUUGUACUGAACUAUGAACCAUUAAGACCUUCAAAUUAUAUAUCAGCACCAUCUACGCGUUAUACAGAUUAUCCAUUUAGUAUACCAGAACAUCAAGAUGAUGGAGGUGAUGGUGGAGAUGGCGAUGAUGGUGGAGACGAUGGUGGUGGUGGCGGCGGCGGAGGCGGUGGGAAUGGCGGGGGUGGUGGUAAUGGAGGAGGGGGCGGAGGUGGUAGUGGAGGGGGAGGUGGGGGUGGAAAUGGCGGAGGCGGUGGAGGAGGAAAUGGUGGAGGUGGGAAUGGCGGCCUUGGAGAUGGUAAUGAUGGACGAUUUAUAGAACAGCAAUCUUUUGAGCAAGAUUACGAUAACUUUGAACCCCACAACGGUUGGAGACCUAUUCAUAAUAAAAUACAAGGAUCGGAUAUAUUAGAGGACCAGUUUAGGAUAAGGCCUUCAGUGAAGAAGGUCCCCGGUUACGGCUCGAAUCGAGUACCAGUAACUUCUAAUAGUUACCAGAAACCAUACAAGCAACGACCAGUGUAUAAAAAAAAGCAGCCUCAGCGAUUUGAUGACGAUCCAUAUACACGAAGAUUAGUUGAAAAUAAACGACCUUUAAAGGUGUUCGAUGAUGAUGAUGAUGAUGUACAACCAUUAAAGACUCGAGGAAAUAUCAGAAAACCUUUAAGGUUAAAUGGAGAAAAAGGGCGAUUAUCAUUUAAUAAUAUACGCAAUAAUAAACCAGCCGCUGUUAUUGACGAAGACAUUGAAGAUGCUGAUGAACCUAGGCCAUUACAAUCAAGACGGUUUCCAACUAAAAAGCGACAAGUGUGCCAGAAAAUGAAAAAAUCUAUGACACCAAACGAUAUUGAGGAUCAUGACAUUAUAGGAAGAAAAAUGUCAUGCAUGGUGUGUAAAGACUUAACUUCAGGUGGUUCAUAUGAAAAAUGCUCAUACACGUCAGACCCCAUAUCUGAUGAAUAUUUUAAAGAACCAGAAGAAUUGAAUAAAUUUAAAAUAAAUAGAUUUAAACGCAGAGUUGUGUAUGACAGAAAACGAAAGCAACCCGAAAGUGGCGAAGAAGUAGAAGACUAUGAAUAUGACAAUGUCAAUGCUCAAGAAUCUGAAGAAGAUCCAGAGUAUGUUCAAAAUGCAGAUGCCGUAGCCGAUUAUGAUAGUGAAGAUCCAGAGAAUUACGAAACGGCUGAAAACGAAAGUGAAGAAUAUAGAUUACCACCAUUGCCGACAAAAUCUUCUACCUGUCGUAAAGUAAUGAAAGAAGGGAAUGUAUGUAACGUAUGCCAAGAUAAUUUGACAAAUAGACAGUAUGAACAAUGUGAAUAUGAAGAUGAUCCAAAAAAGAACGCCUAUGAGUAUUCCACACGUAAUGUGUACGGUAAGCCUAGGUACAAAAGACAAUUAGACAGUGACCGAACUUACGACGAUUACUUUAAAAAGCUGUUCCCGGAGCUGGGUUCAAACCGGAAGAGUAGUAUAGCCACUAAGUUUUCGUCUAAAGAUGGAGACUUUGGAUUUUUAGACAACGGGCAAAUCGGUUUUAAGAAAACAAAAUCCUUGUUGCUCGGUGAUAAAGAUUUAUCAAUUGAUUUCAAUUCAGGCGAAGAAAGCCCAGUGAACAAGAUGUUGGGUGAUUUCCGUAACAAAGAUCGGUCUAACUGCAAGAAAUCUCUUAAAGAUAAGAUGACGUGUUACAAGUGUAAGGAUGAUACGGGUUCGGAGACAGAGGAAUGCAUGUACAUUACAGAUAGCGCUCCGAAAGAUAGGAAACAGUCUUAUCACGAAACGAAAAAAUUCAACUCCAGCCCAGAGGUGGUAAAAUCUACUUCAGAUGCGAACAAAUCAAAUGAGAAUCACAAGCAACAGCAGCCUGCCUCGUCAUCGCUGACACACGUCUAUGCUCCGCUGUUUGGGUCCAGUUACGAGCCAACGGCACAGUACUCGCACAUUCGGCCGCAGUACAAGAACAGAAAUUACAGACUUCGCAGGAAACCGGUGACCGAAGAACUCGCCGAGUCCACUGAGGAUGAUGAUCAGUCGGAGGCGCAAAGCGUAGAGGAGUACGACUACGCGGACGAUCCGAGUAGCAAACAGGUAUCUAGACACGACUUGCCCGACGUAGAUCCGUUUGGGCCAGAGGGAGCGUACAGCGAGGAAACACUGCCGGUUUAUGACCCGACAUUAAGAACUUGGCUACCAAGGUAUAUGGUAGUUAAGUCUUCAGAAGAAGCAAUGGUUGACGCAGAACUAGGGUUCGAUUAA
Molecule: messenger RNA, 2595 nt
Organism: Macrosiphum euphorbiae (potato aphid)
Lineage: Eukaryota; Metazoa; Arthropoda; Insecta; Hemiptera; Aphididae
Source: the annotation of a GenBank genome assembly